Odontomachus brunneus is the source of this 3611-nucleotide messenger RNA. Its product is annotated as solute carrier family 52, riboflavin transporter, member 3-B. Bases 1072 to 2442 code for a protein of 456 amino acids. Lineage: Eukaryota; Metazoa; Arthropoda; Insecta; Hymenoptera; Formicidae. Gene Ontology annotation, biological process: riboflavin transport. Gene Ontology annotation, molecular function: riboflavin transmembrane transporter activity. The transcript has 2 exons. The record is from RefSeq and is a predicted model, not a curated record. Gene Ontology annotation, cellular component: plasma membrane.
CCCUAAGUCCCGGCCUAUAACCGCCGUCACGACAAGACGUGUUCGAACAAGUUCGGACCUUGUGAUUUUUUGGAACGUGCCUUUGGAAUUUUCCAAGACUUUACUCUCGAAAUAUAUCAUAAAUCGGAAUAAUGGCAUUGGGGCAAUACUCUUAGAGAGACCUGGAGCCAAAUAUUGAAGUUGAAUCUCAGAUCUGUUCGUUUCCAAAAAUUCUGCACUAGUGCAAUAAGUUAGAGUGAAACAAGUACACUUUCUCUCGCACUCUAACCUGUUGUAUUACUGUACACUGGUUCAGAAGUUCUUCGAAAACGAGCAGACUUCUUUUUUCAACGAACAGUGGCGCUGGCGAACUCUUAUUGGACGCCUGAAGCUAGGAUUAAGAGAGAGAGAGAGAGAAAGAGAGAGAGCGUUUAAUUUCUUCUUAUUCGCGAGAGAAUAAUGUCAAUGAUAUGUAAUACUAUUGCGACAUUUUGAUUGAUCUUCGUGGAACUGUCAAUGAACGUUGCGUUCUUGUUCCUUUCCCGAUGAAAAGUGCUGACCGAACGUUGAGGGAUUAGUUGCAAAAUGAAUAAAUGAGACAUCAUUCGUCGAGAAUUUCGUCUAGGAUCGAUCGAGUCGACGAGCUAUUCCAUAUUACUGGCACGACAAACUGUUCAAAUAUACCUCUCUCGAUAAUCAAGGUGUCAGCGAGUAUCGCCAACGCGAUCGAGCAAAUAUUUCAUCAUCCGUAUCGAUCGCCGUUGGCGCUUAUCUGUCUACACGUGCGCCACGAAACACCUGGCGAUCACUAUCAUACGGCGGACUGCACGUUCUACGCGUAUAGGUUAUGUUCGCGACUUAGUGAAGGAAACGGAACAACUUCUCGACGGGAGUCGACUAUCGUCCGCGCGGGUACGGGUGAUCGUUCGUCUUACUUAAAUUACGCUCUUUACACAGCUAUCUAGAGUUACACGUUUGUUCAGUGGACUUAGACUGCAGUACAGUAAUUUCGUAAUUAUGCGAUAAUAUUUAUCCUUAUCAUCGUCCCGGUGAAGCAGAGUGAGUGGCCGAGGAACAUUAAUAAGUGGCUUUAUGAUCAGUGAUAAGUGGAAUUAUCAAGCCUGUGAAACAAUUGAAAGCUACCAAUCUCCUGAGCAAGAACGCAAGAUGCUUACCCAACGAUUAGGUAACCGAAGUUUGCUGGUCGACUUGCUCGCGCUAAUGUUCGGCCUGGGUGCCUGGAUCGGCGUGAAUGGCGUCUACGUACAAUUGCCUCUCAUAGUAGACACUGCCCCAGAAGGAUGGAGUCUACCUGCACACAUGGUCAUGCUGGUGCAGAUAGCAAAUUUGGGACCGAUACUGUACACCUUAUAUCUAAAGUAUUCAAUUUGGGUGUGCGACAGAUACAUCAUUUACGUGCUGUUGGCUGCUGCAACCUGCUCCACCUUUGCCUUGGGUUUCCUGUACAGUUACACGUCAUUCGUGUUCGGUAACGAGCACUCGACCGCCCUACUGUCGCUGAUGUUCGUGACAGCGCUGGUGGGAUGCACGAGCUCUGUGAUCUGCAUACCAUACAUGAAGAAUUAUCGUGAGAUUUAUCUGGUGUCUUACUUGGUCGGAGAAGGACUCAGCGGAUUCGUGCCGAGCGCGGUCGCGUUGAUUCAAGGCGUGGGUCACAAUGCUCAAUGCGUGAAUGUCACUAAACCAGAUUCGGACCACGUAGAGUUCAUAACCGUUCCGUCCGAUCCGAAAUUCUCCUCUCAGAUCUUUUUCGUUCUCAUGGGUACUCUCUUGUGCCUGAGCUUUCUCUCGUUCUUGGGUCUGAAUGUCUUGCCUGUUGCGAUUGGGGAGAGAGUCAAGCUGCCAAGCAGCAUGGAAACUCUGCCGACUGACACGACGGCACUACCGAGCUACAAGACUAAUACCGGCUGGACAAUGCCGAAGAACGUGUACUACUACUUGCUGGUCAUGCUGGCUGUGCUCUGUUUACUCGGAAACGGCACUUUACCGAGCAUACAGUCGUACUCGUGUCUACCGUACGGCACCGUCGCGUAUCACUUGACGGUCACGCUCGCUGCCAUAGCUGGCCCGUUGGCCAUGAGCUUAGGUUUCUUCAUAAAAGCACCGACGGUUAAGGUGCUCAAUACCCUCAUGGCGAUCGUCCUCGUACUAUCUGGCUUCAUCUGCUAUUUAGCCGUGAAGUCGCCUCAUCCUCCCUUGCAAAAUUCAUGGCAGGGUGAACUAUUGGUGGUUGUUGUGUGGAUAGCAGCGUGCGGCCUAAUAGGAUUCGUCAAAAUGGGCAUCACAACGUUGUACAGGCCUGACCCGGGGAGAGGUCUUUAUUAUACUGGUGUCGCGACGCAAAUCGGGUCGUUGAUAGGCGCAAUCACUACGUUCGUUUUGGUCAAUUACACGAAAAUAUUCAAGUCUUAUUCUCCUUGUGACCAUCUCAUGGCAGAUUAACGUAUGUUGUACUUAUAGUCGUGAUCACUUCAUCACGUCGCUAGAUAACUAUUCAGCUAUUCAACGACAAUUUAUUUUAGCGCUGUCUGAUAAUACAUUCUAGUUCCUGUUAUCAAAGCUGUCUGUGCAUAUAGAAAUGUCAUCAUAGUCUUUAUCUUAUUUUUAACAGUAUAAAAACAUUAGUAACUGCCCAGAUAGAUAUACUAUGACAUAUUAUCCAGCUCAUUGAUUAGCAUGCAAGUAAACAUGCGUUCUCAUGUAGUGAAAAUUUUUUCAAUACAUAAAAGAACUGACAUCAUAUAAUGCCAUGAAAAUUGCUGAUUUUGCCGGAAAGAGAACGCAAUUGAUCCGAAAUUAUUGUACUAAUAAAAAAUAAAUAUUUGUUAUUAAAAUUAUGACGUAAUAAAUGAGUAGUUCUUAAAACAAGGAUACUUUAAACACACAUUGCGCUGUUACAAUCGCAUUGUAAAGUAUAUAUUAAAUGUUUGCAUGCUAUAUUCAGUAUCUCUAUCUGGAUAGAUUAGCCCGAUAUUGAGUUGUUGACUCCUACUAUAUUACUAGUUGUUUUGUUUAGGUAGGAAAAUAGGGAACAAUUUAUUAUUCUAUUAGAAUUUGAUAUUAAUAUACAUGAUUUUUAUUAUUACCCAUUAAAACGAAUGGCCGUGAUUGUACUGUCAACAAAAUGCGUAUUGCUUACGCUACGAAUGUGACUUACGAAUUCAAUUUAGGAGUUAGUUAUAAUAGUAUUUUAGCAAAGUAAAGGCACACGGGUACAGUGAUGUAUUUCCUCUUAACGUUACAUCAUAUCGCACAGAUCCAAAGGUAUUGAUUCAAAGCAUUAACAUAUAUUUACGUAAAACAUUGAAUCGCCUAUAUUUUAUCUCAACGUAAAAAUUGCCACUUUUACCGCUCAUGUAGAGCCUACGACAUAAAGUGGUUAGUCCAGGAAUUCAGCGAAACAAUUUCAUCUUCCUGUUAGAUAAACAGAGAACGAAAUAUAUCAUGUGCUGUAUUAUCGCAGACUUGGUCUGCCGUAAUGUAUGCGAAUAAUUAUCUACGUUAAACAUAAUAUUUGAAUAACUUACGUGGAGCCUUCCUUUUGCGACCUAGUUCGAGUUAGUCUUACGUGAAAAAUCGGUCCUCUCUCGGUGAUCAUGUAAAUUUGUAAA